GAGCAGAACCUGAAGAAGAGGAAGAAGCCGUAGCUCUGAGCGAAGCAGGACAGGAAGGAGAAGACCAGGUCGAUGCUCAGGACGUAGAUCAGGCACUUCCUGCGGCCCAUCUUGUCACACAGACCCCCCCACACCAGGGCACCCACCAUCAUGGCCACGUACACCAGCAGGCCUGCCGACAAAUUCCCGGGGACAUGAAACUCACUCCCCAGCAAGCUCCACUGUAUGGCCGCUGCGUGAUCACGGUGCAGCUCGCCGAUGAGGAGCUGGCUGCGGACGAGGAGGGCGCCGACUACUUCCUGCUGUUUGUGGGCAGCACACAGAGGCACCUGACCAGCACACUGAGGAGCGGCCAUGACACCUUGCAGGCGCUGUGUCCCGCUCACGACUGUUGCGAGGAAGUGUCGGUCACCCUGUGCUCGCUCCCCUGCGGUGACCCGGAGGCCCGCGGGGAUCUGAAGACGCACCCGGCUCCUCUGGCCGAGCACCGCUUCAGCUUCGUCCAGGACCUGGCCUUCGACAUGGCGCAGUUCCUGGUGAGCACGGUGGGCCGGACCGACGGCCUGGACGCGGCGCUGCUCCUGGACCAGAGUCACAUCCCAGUGCGGGAGUGCGAGCGUCUGGAUGAGAGUCUGGCCCUGGCCCUCCAGCACAUCCCGCUUCCCCCGGGAUGGAGCCUGCUGGGGAACAAGCACACCAACAACACCGAUCCGGUUCCUCGUGAGACCCUGCUGCAUUUUUCCGCCCGCCUGGGCCUCCAUCGGGUCACAAACUUCCUGUUGCGACAGCCGGGAGCCGGAGAAGCCUUGCGACUGGCCAACAGGCAAGGCCACACCCCCGCCGCCGUCGCUGCGAUGCGGGGCCACGACGCCCUCCACCAGCUCCUGGCACAGGCCGAGUCGGACGAAGGGCCCGAGUGCGUCCAGCUGGUCCCGACAGACGCCCGCGUCGCCUGCCACCUCCCCCGGCUGCGCACGCACACGCUGACGCAGAGCGUCGGGCCGGGCCGCCAUCCGCCGACCCUCGCCCUCAGCGUGGAGCAGCUGCUGCAUUUGACGUGUCAUCUCCACGCCAAAAGAGUUUCUGUGCUGGAUCUGCACUCCGACUCUCUGCACACAGCUGCCGAAUGCCGCGAGGACAUCGAGCCAGGGACGAGCUGCCCGCACGCUGAAACCGCCGAGGACUCGGAGGGAUCUCGCGGGUACGGCGACGAGGAAAAGGACGACUGGAGCGUGUCCGUGAGCCCCCGAGAGCAUGGCCCGGUGCCCCUUGAGGUUUGGGUGUGUCUGCAGUCUGGGAGAGAUUAUUGCCCAUCGGCGGAGGGAAGGGAACGGCCUGUUACCGCACGCAGCUUGAGUGAGUGUGAGAGCGCAGGAGAAGGGGGGAGCCCGCCCGUGGGAGGCCUUCCACCGGGAGGGUGCGGUGAGCAGGAAACCGAACGGGAGGCCACAGAGGGAGAGGAGCAGGAAGAAGGAGAAGAAGACGACGAGACAACCGGUGGAUGUUUAGUCAUGGGCCAGUCCCGGUCCUCGCACGGCUCUGACGCUGAAGGCGACGAGCCUCACCAGGAUGGCGAGGUGUUGACUCACGGCCACGGCCUUUCUUUAGACAACCAGGAAACCGACAGCGCAGGCUUGGCCCCCUUAUCAGCAGAAGAGGACCUCCCAGCUCCGUCCGAGUCUGCCUGCGAUGAUGUCAGCGGGGAGUCAGAUCUUCCACCCCUCUGUGAGGGGGAACCUCCGGUCGACGUACGCAGCUUGGAAGAAAACCAGGAAACAGCUGCUCGGGAUUACCCCGCAGAGCAGGAGCAACAAAGCACAGGUCCGACCACUUCUAUGGAGUUACUUGUCGCAGAAGCUCCCGAAGACGCGGCCGCAACGUCGGACUUUGCCGACGAAGCUGGUCAGGACAAGAGCGAGCAGGCCGAUCUAGAUUCCGGCCUCACCCCCGGCUUGUCCAGCGAUGACGACGUCAGUUUCCAGUCGGUCGGAAGCUGCACGACGGACGUGUUCCACCCGACCGAGGAAAGCGUCCUCGUCGAGGAGCAGAAGUGGACCAACGCGGAGACGCCAUGUGACAGCAGCACAUUUUCUCCGCCGUCGGACGCGGAGCCGCCCGAGGUGGCUGCUGGCGACGGCCACCUCGGCCUCGGCUGUGCCUCCGAGCCCAAAGAAGAGCUCGGCAGCGUCUCCGAGCCCAAAGAAGAGAUCGGCGGCGCCUCCGAGCCCAAAGAAGAGCUCUGCAGCGCCUCCGAGCCCCAAGAAGAGAUCUGCAGCGCCUCCGAGCCCCAAGAAGAGAUCUGUGGCGCCUCCGAGCCCCAAGAAGAGAUUGGCGGCGCCUCCGAUCCCCAAGAAGAGAUCUGUGGCGCCUCCGAGCCCCAAGAAGAGAUCGGCGGCGCCUCCGAGCCCCAAGAAGAGAUCUGUGGCGCCUCCGAGCCCCAAGAAGAGAUCGGCGGCGCCUCCGAGCCCCAAGAAGAGAUCUGUAGCGCCUCCGAGCCCCAAGAAGAGAUUGGCGGCGCCUCCGAGCCCCAAGAAGAGAUUGGCGGCGCCUCCGAGCCCCAAGAAGAGAUUGGCGGCGCCUCCGAGCCCCAAGAAGUGACGGGCGGCGCCUCCGAGCCCCAAGGAGAGAUCUGCAGCGCCUCCGAGCCCCAAGGAGAGAUUGGCGGCGCCUCCGAGCCCCAAGAAGAGAUUGGCGGCGCCUCCGAGCCCCAAGAAGAGAUCGGCGGCGCCUCCGAGCCCGAGGAAGCGCUUGGCGUCCAAACGGCUGAGGAACCAGAGCGACAAGGUGCCCAGGCAGAGCCUUCGGAGGAGGACCCGGCCCCGUUGGCGGAAGAUGGAAACGGAAACAGUGCUGAGCAGAAUGAAGAGGAGGAGGCCAUCAUGUCUGAACACGCCGGGACCGACGAAGCACUGAAAGGAGACGAGCCAGAUUCUUCCACGAGGUACAGCCUCUGUGCCAAAGGAGAGAGACCCGUCAAUGUUGUUUUGAUCAAGAUCCAUCGAGACACAGAGGCGUCCUUCCACCAGCCCCUCAACGCUCAGAACUCAGGGUCUUCACAGUCGUCCACCUUGCCCGCUUUGUCCAGUCGGACCAUCAGCAGCGGCAACAGUUUUUCCUCCGCCACACACAGAGACUCGGGCAGCGAUGCGGAAAGUCUGCUGAGCGCCGAGGUGGCAUAUGACAGCGUCUUCAUCAAGAAUGACGAGCCAGUGACGGGCGGCGACAGCACCAGCGAGGUCUCCAUCUCCUGCUCCUCCACGGACGACACGGCCAGCGUGGGUCCGUCCAGCUCCAGUCCCGACGACAGCCAGGGUCUGGGCAGCAGCUGGAGCCCGGAGGAAGUGGUCACGUCGCGGGCGGCCUCCGUCUCCACGGACGGCGGCGGCGGCGGCGGGAGCGCGGGAGCACUGGGCAGGGAGGCCGAGGAGGAGGCCAAAGACCGAGUGACGGAGGUGCCGCGGCGCUCCUGCCUCUUCCGGAACAGCCUGCGCUCCUUGUCGCCUCUCCGCCGCCACAGUUGGGGACCCGGGAAGAACAACGGAGGACACGGGGCCAUGAACCAGAGAAGCUACAGCCUGGAGGGCCUGAGCGGCGGCCAGGAGGAAGUCAAUGGCUUGACGCGGCGGGGUCCCCGCAUCCAGGAGCCUUCCAGGAUGCCGCGGCAUGACGUGGACGAGCGGGGCUCCCUGGUAUCGCUCACGGAGGAGCAGGAGGAAACGGGGGUGCUUGGCGGCCUGGAAAUGCUGAAAUCCAGACGCUCUCGGCCCCUGAGGAACAGCUGCCCGCCCAUGACCCUGCCCCUCACCAAGUCAGUGUCCAUGCUGGCCAUCAGCCACCGAGACAUUGACGUGGUGGGACGUCUUCGCCGAAGGAGGCGGAUUUCCUUCUCGUUCAGUCUGUCCCCCAUCCUCACUAAGUCUAAGUCGCUUUACGGCGACUCGUCCACUAGCGACGAUGACGAUAACUCCAGUUCGAGGUCCUUCUCCAGCACUUCCGGCUCUUUAGCAUACAGCAUAUCAGAGGAGGAGCCCGGCCCCCUGCGGAGCGACGCCGAGGGGAAGGGCGCCACCAAAGUUAGCCGCACCUUCAGCUACCUCAAGAACAAGAUGUACAAGAAGACCAGGGAAAAGGAGCGAGACAAAAGGGAUAAAGAGAAGGAAGUCAAAGAGAAGGACAAGAAGGCGGUGAACGGCCAUCACUUCGCCGCCGUCAGCUCCGGCCAGGCGCCGCCGUGCUCCCAGUGCUCCCAGUGCAAUAAGGCCUUCAGCAGCAAGGAGACCUACCAGUGCACAUACUGUAAUGCCUGCGUGCACAAAGGCUGCAGGGAGGGCCUGCCUGUCUGCGCCAAGGUAAAGAUGAAGUUGCCCAGGCAGCAGUUCACCGUGCCGGAUUCCAGCUCCUUCCCCGGAGUCACCAUGAGGAACAAAUCGGGAGGUACGAGGGAGCGUCCCUGGUCAGCCAUCUUGUCCCCGGAAGACCACUCCUCUAUGACCUUGCCGCCGUCGUCCCGCAGGCACACGGGCCUCAUGCCUUUCCACGCCAACAACCUGUCCAAGAGUCUGUCCAUUAGCAACAUUGCCGGUCCAGUGUUUGACGAGAUGCCCAUCAAAGGCCUGCGCUAUCUGUCCCAGUCCACGGACUCCCUCAACAGGACCAACCAGGUCACAGAGUCCAUGGAAUCACUCACUGAUGAAGGGACGGAGAUGAUGGACGGACAGCUGAUGGGCGAGUUCGAGGGAGAAGCCAAGGAGCUGGAGGCGGACUCGUGGAGUUUAGGCGUGGAUCAACAGUACCUGCAGCAGCUGGACCGGGACCUGGUGAAGAGGCAGGACGUCAUCUACGAGCUGAUGCAGACAGAGAUGCACCACAUCCGCACGCUGCGCAUCAUGUCGGAGGUGUACAGCAAGGGCCUGCAGAAGGAGGCGCAGCUGGAGCAGCAGACGGUGGAGAGGCUGUUCCCGGCGCUGGACGAGCUGCUGGAGCUCCACACCCAGCACCUCCUGCGCCUCCUGGAGAGGAAGAAGGAGAGCCUGCUGGAGGGCGGCCGGCCCUCGGAGCGAGGCUUCCUGGUUCACAGGAUAGGAGACAUCCUCCUCAGCCAGUUCUCGGGCUCCAACGGCGAAAGCAUGAAGAAGAUCUACGGAAGGUUCUGCAGCCGCCACAACGAAGCAGUCAACUUUUACAAAGACCUGCUCAACAAAGACAAGCGCUUUAAAGCCUGCAUCAAAAAGAAGAUGAGUAGCAGCAUCGUGCGGCGGCUCGGCAUCCCAGAAUGCAUCUUGCUGGUGACUCAGAGGAUCACCAAGUACCCCGUGCUGAUCCAGAGGAUCCUGCAGCACACCAAAGAGGGCGACGAGGACUACGAGGACCUGACGGAGGCGGUGCGGCUGGUCAAGCGGGUGAUCGCCGCCGUGGACGCCCGGGUGAACGAGCACGACAAGCGGCGGCGCCUGAAGGACUUCCACGCCCGCACCGACGGCAAGUCCAUCAUGAUGAUGAAGAGCGGCCAGAUCUUCGCCCGCGAGGACCUCCUGCGGAGGCGGCUGAUCCAUGACGGCGCCCUGCAGCUGAAGAGCUGCCAGGGCCGACAGAAAGACGUGCACGCCUUGCUCCUGUCGGACGUGGUGGUCUUCCUGCAAGAGAAGGACCAGAAAUACGUCUUCGCCAUGCUGGACCAGCGCUCCACCGUCCUCUCGCUGCAGAAGCUGAUCGUGCGCGAGGUCGCCAACGAAGAGCGCGGCCUUUUCCUCAUCACGGCCGGCAUCGAGAAGCCCGAGAUGAUGGAGGUGCUGGCCAGCUCCAAGGAGGAGCGCAACACGUGGAUGCAACUCAUCCAGGACGCCAUGCAGUCCAUGGAGAGGGACGAGGACGAGGGGAUCCCCAGCGAGACGGAAGACGACCGCAGACAACUGGAGAACAAGAAGAAGGAGAUGCGAGACCUGCUGAGGCAGAAGGACGCCGAGAUCCUGGGUCUGCUGGAGGAGAAGGCGCGGCUCUUCAGGGGCAUGUGCGUGGGCUCCGGCACGUCCGAGGAGCCUUUCUUCAGGGCGCCCGGCGGCCCCGAGCCCCCCAGGGGGGCGUGCAUCAUGAAGGACGCCCUGCAGGAAGUGGAGACGCUGCAGGGCCUGGUAAACGGCAGCCUGGGCGGGGCCAUGGCCAGCGUCCAAGAUGGCGGCGCGGCGGGCCCGGUGUGUUUACCCCGUCGGGCUGAGACCUUCGGCGGCUUCGACAGUCACCUCAUGCACGGCGGCAAGAGCGCAGACCGCGAGGAGAGCGAGGACGCCGCCAGAGAUCUACGCAGGACGGAGUCUGACGGCGUCUUAAAGAAGGGAGGAAACGCCAACCUGCUGCUGCUGCUCAAGAGGAACAGCCAGCAGGUCCUCCACAGCGUGUCCAACCUGCACCUGCUGCUCAGCAUGCUGCAGGCGGUGGUGGUGCAGCAGGACAGCUUCAUCGAGGACCAGCGUCAGGCCCUGAGCGAGCGCUCCUCGUCCUGCUCCUCCUCCUCCUCCCUGUCCCGCCCGUCCUCGCGGCCCGGCUCGCUGAUCGAGCAGGAGAAGCAGCGCAGCCUGGAGAAGCAGCGGCAGGAGCUGGCGGCGCUGCACAAGCAGCAGGCGGCGCACGCCGAGGAGCGGCGCCGGCGCGAGAAGGAGUGGGAGAGCAGGGAGCGGCGGCUGGGCGAGAAGGAGACGCUGCUGGGCCUGCAGGAGGCGGAGCUAAGCAAGCAGCAGAAGGAGGUGCAGGAGGAGAGGCAGGACGUGCAGAGCAGGAAGGAGGACUACCAGAGGGACUUGGAGAGACUGAGGGACGCCCAGAGGAAGUUGGACAAGGAGCGGGAGCUGCUGCAGAGACAGAUGGACAAGAUGGAGGAGCGCCGACGGGUGGAGAGGACGUCCUCCACCACGUCCGAGGAGUCCCAGCUGGCGGGCAGCUCCCAGUCCUUGGACCUGGACCUGGACCCGGCGGAGGCGUCGCCCUCGCAGUGCCCCAAGUCCAGCAAGGGGCGAGGAGGCCUCAACCCCUUCACCUCGUCCUCGACCUCGGCAGACAGGCAGCUGACCAAGAGCCUGAUGCAGCUCGCCAAGCGCAAAGACAAGCGCAAGAAGAAGGUCAAAGGUCAAGUCCCAGACCCCCAGCAUGUGCCCGAGCCCCCACUGGACGGCCAGAUCUUCUUCUGCUGAGACCGGACAGGAAGUUUCCUCCUCCUUUCGGGCCACGCCCCCUCCUCCAGGACAGGAAAUGGAAGUGCAUUAAAAAAAAAAACAAGAAAUUCACCAAAAAGCUUUGAUUGGACAGGAAGAUGCGACGUCUCCGUUUCUUCUUCGUUGGUUCUCGCUUUGUUUCCGUCGGGCUCGCACGCCAAUCAUCUUUUAUUUUUUUUUUUUACCAACGAGCAGCCGUUAAAAAGUGUGCGGUUUAUGGAAUGUCACGCUGCUUAUCUGUCAUCAAAUCACCGUUUAAUCACGUUUCUUUCACGCCGAAAAUGGCGCCGCUAGCAAAUGUUUACAGAUGGGAAAAAAAAUCGCAUUCGUUACUAAAACGCGUGUUUUUGGUUAACGCCCCCACGCGGAAUUAACUACCUGCGGGUCAGGUAGGGCAGGAGGCAAACUCCGCCCCCUGCUGGUAGAUUUGAAGAACCACAAUCCCCCCCCCCCCCCCCCUCCUCCCCCGGCUUUCGCCGCUUUAAAAGGGGGCGGAGCCGACACGUCUCGGUCCCGCCUCCUGAAAGACGGAAUGCACUAAAAAAAGCUUUUUGUAACGGGGAAGAAGGAAGAAAAAAAAAAAAAAAAGCGUUUGUACGAAGAAAAGACAAAUGUAAAUAUGAUCUAUGUAUAAAACAAAUCACCUGUACAAAAAAAAAAGGUUACUUUUUGUGAUUUAUUACAAUAUUUUCUAAGAAUGUUUAUUUAUGUUUUACUCUCCCCCUGUUUGGGGGGGGGGGGCCAUAAACAUGUGAUGUUGCGCUCCUAAUUAAAACAAAGUUAAACACCA
This is a messenger RNA of Nerophis ophidion (straightnose pipefish), 7992 nucleotides long. RefSeq names its product A-kinase anchor protein 13 (gene akap13a). Gene Ontology annotation, biological process: positive regulation of canonical NF-kappaB signal transduction; regulation of Rho protein signal transduction; adrenergic receptor signaling pathway. The coding region runs from base 195 to 7181 and encodes 2328 amino acids. The transcript has 40 exons. NCBI's taxonomy places the organism in Eukaryota, Metazoa, Chordata, Actinopteri, Syngnathiformes, Syngnathidae. The record is from RefSeq and is a predicted model, not a curated record. Gene Ontology annotation, cellular component: actin cytoskeleton; membrane. Gene Ontology annotation, molecular function: MAP kinase scaffold activity; guanyl-nucleotide exchange factor activity.